Messenger RNA from Erigeron canadensis, 881 nucleotides. Its product is annotated as 2-C-methyl-D-erythritol 2,4-cyclodiphosphate synthase, chloroplastic. Gene Ontology annotation, biological process: terpenoid biosynthetic process. The record is from RefSeq and is a predicted model, not a curated record. NCBI's taxonomy places the organism in Eukaryota, Viridiplantae, Streptophyta, Magnoliopsida, Asterales, Asteraceae. The transcript has 3 exons. Gene Ontology annotation, molecular function: 2-C-methyl-D-erythritol 2,4-cyclodiphosphate synthase activity. Bases 60 to 758 code for a protein of 232 amino acids.
CUUAAAAAAACACACUCAAUUACACACACAAAUACACACAUCAAAACACACAGUUAGCUAUGGCUACCACUUCAUCAACAUGUUACACAUCUCCGGUCAACACCGGAAUAUUCUCAAAGCAUCAAACGAUUCUACCUCCGUCGAAUUCUUUCGUCACGUGCUUCACGAAACGCUCGCCGCUUUCUCUCCGGUCGGUACGACGGCAGGUGGUGGUUGCGAAUGCCGCGAACGCCGUAGAAGUUGAGAAACCGGCGGUGGCGAAUACUCCGGCGAAGGUUUUACCGUUUAGAGUCGGUCACGGAUUCGAUUUGCAUCGAUUGGAACCUGGAUAUCCUCUCAUCAUCGGAGGAAUUAAUAUUCCUCAUGAGAGAGGUUGUGAAGCUCAUUCCGAUGGUGACGUGCUGCUACAUUGCGUUGUUGAUGCAAUUUUGGGUGCUUUGGGUCUACCUGACAUCGGGCAGAUCUUUCCGGACAAUGAUCCCAAAUGGAAAGGAGCGGCAUCAUCCGUUUUCAUCAAAGAAGCCGUGAGACUGAUGGAUGAGGCUGGUUAUGAGUUAGGAAACUUGGAUGCCACUUUGAUUCUUCAAAGACCAAAACUAAGCCCUCAUAAAGAAGCCAUUCGAGCCAACUUGUCAUCGCUCCUAGGUGCAGACCCUGCGGUUGUGAACCUAAAAGCUAAAACCCAUGAGAAGGUAGACAGCCUUGGAGAAAAUAGAAGUAUUGCAGCUCACACAGUCGUCCUUUUAAUGAAGAAGUAGGAAUAAAAUAUACAUCAAUCUUCAGUUGUAAGAUUAUACCUGCAACAAUCGUAUCAUUGUAUCAAGAUUCAUAAGGGGGAUAAACAAAUAAUAUAUAAUAUAUUCUAUAUAAGGUGUAUGUAA